AUGCAACUAACAUAUUAUAUCUGCAAUGUUCAUUCAUUUUCUCUGAUAUUUUCAUUCCUUUCAUGUGAUUUCCUUGUCUCUCACUCAUUUUCCUCUAUUUCUUACCAUUUCUUAUGUUCUUCCUCCUUUCAGUUUCUCCCUUCUUCUUGUUCAACCCUUUUCUUUUUCUUCUCUUACCUCCUCCUAUUCCUCUGUCCUCAUGCUCUCCCCUCUGUCUUUCUGUCUAUGUUUGCCAUACUGACAGCCUGCCACAUACUCAUCUGUCCAAGUCAACACCUGUUCUUUGGCUUCAUUCUCCUUAGAUCUAUCCACACGCCUAUAAGUAAACAAGUGCUUCUCUUCAAAAUUCCAGCCUCUAUAAAUCCACGGUCCACAACAAUAGCUGGAAUGUCCCAACCACAAGUGCAACCACUACACCCAAAAUCCUGUCCACAUCAUCAUAUACAAGUUACACAAGCAUGA
Acanthosepion pharaonis is the source of this 462-nucleotide messenger RNA. The record is from the annotation of a GenBank genome assembly. Lineage: Eukaryota; Metazoa; Mollusca; Cephalopoda; Sepiida; Sepiidae.